GCAUUUCCUCCCCCUCUCCCCCCCCGACUGAACAAGGCGUGAAGCAGCGGACCAUGUGUUUUCAAAGAAUGCUCAGCACUCUUGUCACCCUCAUGCACCUCACCAUCACCAUCUCGCUAUCAACACGCCAUCUAUCAUCCGCCCUGCGGCCCUCAGUGGCAGAUCGGCACCUGCCUGCAUUCCAGCUGUCGGCCACUGACGCUCUGCAGAUCUUCGGUCGUCUGGCUGGGGACUUUCGUGGCGAGCGGGGGAUCUUUUGUUCGCACAUCACGCCGGAGGGGGAGGUCCUAUUCCAGGGCAAGGAGAGGGUCACUAUGGCCGAAUUCCGGGUCAGAAAGGACGCAGGAAGGAAGGGGUCGAUGUGUGUCCUCACAUCAUCAUGUGUCUGUGCCUGUGUGCGCUCAGGACCGGCUUGCCAAGCUGCCAUUUACAUGGUGCGUGGGAUGGGAGGGCACGCCACUGGGGGCGAGAGGAAUGCACUCGCGUGCGUAUGAAAUAUAUGUGCAUGUGCCGUGGUGUGUGGCGGUUCUGAAUGUCAGGCCCGCCCUUUCUGACGGUGAGGCGGCCGAGGCCGACACUUUCAUGCGCCGCCUGCUCAAGGUCGGUAUCGACCCAAAGUUCGACUAUAUCAUCUCGGAGGAAAACAGACGGUCGACCAAUGAAAGACUCAGGUGGGCAGGCAAGCAAUGACAAGGACAGGACGCACUCAGCAGGUGCACACAGAUGCUUGCCUACCUGCUGCCUGCCCUGCCCACUUGUUGCUCAGGUCUGGUCGCGUGAAGCGUUCGAAUGCGUUGAUGGCUCUGCUUGACCCUAACAAGCGCACGGAUGAGGAGCGUGUGGAGCGUGCUAUUCAGCGAGUCAACGAGUUUAUGAGCCUCGACCCGCCAAACCCAUAUGCCGUCUACGAAGGCAGGACUGAGAAAGGAAAGACAACCAUCUGCAUCAGUGUGCUCGUCUGAUGUGUGCAGUGUUCGGUCGCUUUGCUGGAAUGGACAAGGCACAGUACUUGCACAAGUGAGCAGCGCACCACAAGACACAUCCGUCCAUCCAUCCAUCCACCCAUCGUUUCCCUAUCUGUUCGGACGUGACAACCAGGAACCAGUUCGGACGUGUCGUUGAAGCUUGGGGCAGCGGUGAGGAAGGCCACUCACACACUGCAUUCACGCAGUGACAUCCCCCAUUCAUUUGUUUCCUUCUCUCGCCUUUCAGAGGCCGACGGUCUAGACUUCCCCAGCUUCCUGGUCUUCUGCGGCGUGCAGGCGGGCGUGGGCAGCGGAGGCAAACUCGUGGGCGCCACACAGAGAGCAAAAGACGCCGGCGAAGAUCCACUCAGGUAGGAACCAUCGGCAAUGAUCCACCCGCAAUCCUGCCGACGAACACUCCCUGUGUGGUUUGGCAGCGAUCUGUCUUUGACUGAGAUCGAGCAGUUCCGCGCCAAGCUGAUGAAGGGGCCUGGGCCUGAUGGGGCGCAGGCACUUGAAGACGAGGACGCUUCGGUGUCCGGUGAGGACAGAGCCCAAAAGCUGGCCGCUGUGCUCAACAGCCCAGCGCCUGAGCUCGGACCCAGCCAAGAGGCAAGCAGCUGCUUGCCUGAGACCUAAUGUGAACUUUCUUUCUGCAUACACGCCAUGCCGAGCUCUCCUUGUCUUCUGUUGUGUGUGUGUGACAGGUGUCAUGGCUGGACACGCGGUGGCGCGAGCAGUUCAAUGGUGAGCAGCUGGCGGACCUGAUAGUGCAGAAGUACGGCGUGCCGUACGUCAUCCACCCCAACCGACUUGACUGGAUGGGAGGGCGGCGAAAGAUGUUCUACCAGAUCACGUGGAGAUACCUGGGCGAGCCGGGAUUUGAAAUGACCAAGGUGAGCUGAGCGGGACUCAGACCCGUGUGCGGCUUCGCGUGGGUGUAUGGUCGUGUCCGUACGUUUGUGUGUGCAAUGCAGGAUCAGUAUUUGGAUCUGAUGGAGACAUUGGCGUAUCUGUUGGUGCGAUGGAACCGAGUCGACCACUUCAGAAACCAAGUGGCAAAGUCAGCACGCACCACCAACACCCACACCCACUCUCACACACACGUGUGCAGUGCAUACGCAAACAAAUGAUUGAUGCGUUGUGUCCACACGUGUGUUGUGUUGUGUCUGGUGGUGUGCAGGACCCGUAAGGUGCCUGAUGCGUACUUCGGUCGUGCGGUGCCUAUUGCUCUGGAUGUGCCAGAAGAGGAGGUGUCGGUCGCACUGCAGGAAAUCGACAGGCUACAGGAGCUAUUCGGCCUGUGAACGAACGGGAGGACGUCUGUCUCUUGGCAUUUUUCCGACGCUGGCUGCAUGGGCAGUUUUGCAUUGCACAGAGUGCCUGCCUGCGAUGUCUGUCUGAUUUAUGGAAGACUUGCCUGCCUACCGUGCAUCAUACAUAUCAUGCAUUGCAUCGGGCUGCGUGGCCACCGUGGGUUUUCUUUCCCUCUCUGUGUGUGUGUGUGUGUAUGUUGUGUGUGAUCCGGGGGGGGGUGCGAGCUGCUGUACAUAACAUACCAACUAGACAGACAGACCCGUAGUAGGGGAGGGAGGGAGGUGGCGACUUUCGAUGCGCCUGCAAAUGCAGCAUUGUCACCUCCCUCCUUUGCCUGCCUCACUUGGCCACCCACUUGAUGCGAUGCCUACGUGCGUCACGGUUUGGUGCAGGCGUGUAGAUUAAGCAAGCUGAGAACCAACCGGAGUUUGUGGUGAGCAAGUAACUUACAGCUGGUCAGCUGAGCUGCAUACAUUACACGGCUGGGCUGCCACGCCACGCCACCCUGUCUACUUCCUUCGUGUGUGCGUCCGUGCGUGUACAGAGAGGUGUGAAUGCGUGCGUGUCUCCUGCUGGCUUCUCGGACACUUCCACUGCCACUCAAUGAUCGACUGAUUUCUGAUGUCUCACUUUAUCCGA
This is a messenger RNA of Vitrella brassicaformis, 2921 nucleotides long. NCBI's taxonomy places the organism in Eukaryota, Vitrellaceae. The record is from the annotation of a GenBank genome assembly.